Molecule: messenger RNA, 954 nt
Organism: Magnolia sinica
Lineage: Eukaryota; Viridiplantae; Streptophyta; Magnoliopsida; Magnoliales; Magnoliaceae
Exons: 3
Coding region: 185-580 (131 amino acids)
Source: RefSeq, a predicted model, not a curated record
AUCUCAGCCCCUCCAGCUCUCUCUCUCUAGUGCCCUUCUCUCUCCCUCUUGAAAAAACCCAUUUCCAACCCCAUCUCCCUGCUGCUCUCUCCCUUUCUCAGCCCCUCCAUCUCUCUCCCUCUCUCUCAAGUCGCAACGGCAACCCCCCUCUCCCUUCCAAUGUCUCUCUCCAACACAAGUGGCCAUGAAAGCAACGGACCGCAAGAACACACGGUAUGAAGAGAAAUUUCGAUUGGCCAUUUAUGUACUGCAGCAUGAAACUAUCCUUCUUCAGUAUCUUUUUCCGAUUCUAUUAUUUUUUCAAUGUAUAAAUCAAUGUACAUACAAAGAAUUUUCAUCAAGUUUGGGAACAGUUUGGAUGCAGAUUGAUUGGCUGGUAUCUAUUGUUUGGCUGUUGGUAUCCUUUUGGGUUUUCUUCUUUUCCAAGGUUUUCAACAUUCCUAAACAAAAGUUAAACACAAUCCCAUCCUGGGGUCGGUUUUGGGCGAGCUUUGAGCAUUGCAUAUACGAAAUAGCUUUGCCACCUGCUAGUAUGAAGGCUUGCCCAUUUCUGAUUAAACAACAUGUGCAUUUGGGCUGAGGAUCACAACUUUGAUCCAUGGCUAACUAUUAGUAGUGAGAUUUUGUAGAAGAAUGAUCAAGUAGGUCGACCAAUCAUGUAGGAGAAAUGUUUGACUUAGUCAUGCUGAGAAUAAACAAGCCAGCCAGUACACAAUACAAUCCAUAAGAGACCCCUCAUGGUUCACAACUUUGAAACGUGCUCUGAGUCUGCUCAACCUUACUUGGCUAGAACAUUUGAGUUGAGCUUUUGAGUUCUUGAACUAGAUUGACAGGAGCGUGGGUGCAAAGCUAUUUCAUAUCUGCAAUGCUCAAAUGUUGAAAACUCUGUAGUAGUGCAGUAGAGGUGCAAUGUAGUAGGUUAUGGCAGCUGAGAGUUGGCUUGUUCCUUUUGGA